CACCCAGGAAUGGAGCAGAAACAGCUGAUGAAAACAACGACGCACAACAUAGAGCAAAGUACAUCUGCCCCGGGAAACACCCCUCCGUCAAUAUGGUCGUAGUUGAUAUAAAUUUAGAUGUCCAAACCAAUUGAAUGAUCUGUGAUAUUAGGUAUGGCGGACAAACGCAGACAACCAGUGGAGGAGGACAAUGUCCUCAAAGCAGAUAUAAUCUACCUGUUGAUGAGAAAAAAAUACCAUGUGUCCUGUAAUUUACGGGUACAGUGGUAUUUGGACCACCUCAACACUUUAAUUUGCCUGCCACCACCAUCGGCCCAACAGGACUUGGAUAAUGAAACAGCUGAUCUGAGGAUUGUCUCAGUUUUGCCUGUUGAGCCACCCAGUGGGUGGAGGCCAGAAGUUAGUCAUUGCUACCGCUACCUUGUCACUGCCCAGUCAUCUGUUGUGUUCCUUACCCACAGAUAUAGAUUUGCCUUUUGUCUAGAUAUGAGUCCAUCUGUAUCAGCAGUGGAUAUUCAACAUGGUGAAGUUAUGUCUGAUGAGACGUUGACUGCAUUUAGAAGGAGUGUUGAAGGCAUGAUAAAACCUUUUACAAUACCAGGCUCCUGUUUAAAAUUUCAGCCAGAUAUUUAUGUGACAGUCAUAGCACAUACGCCUUUUUUUGCUACACCUGCACAACAGGUACUAGUUCAAGGGUGGAGAGUUACCCCACAUAAUGUAAAGGACUUAUUAGCUUGUAUUGAGUCUCAACUUAUCAUGUUAGAGGAUGUCGUGGCUGAUGUAACUAGGUCAGCUCAUGAACAGCUUGAUGCCAUGAGGGCUGAAUCAGAGCGUUUAGUUGGGGAUUUAUUUGAAGAGGAGCACUCUGAAAGUCAUGCUCCAUCAAUUGGUGUUGUUAAUAUUCCUAUGGUUAGCCCCGAUGCUGGUUUUAUAAACAUGCUUCGGUAUGGCCUUCUGGCCCUCAGACUACUUCCAGACUGCAGUUCUUCCAAUUUAGUCGUUCUCACAGACGGAGUAAUAGCUACACCAGAUGUGAAAGUUCUGGACUCUGUUGUUACUCAACUUCGAGCAAAUGCCGUAGCCUGUUCUUUCAUUCAUCUGGGUAGUAGGUUCCAUCCCCAGUGUAGUGCAGGCUUGGUGCCUUACCGAGAUCUACUGCAAUAUCUUGCCAGUGCUACUCAAGGCUCAUUUGUCACCAAUCCGGGUGAGGUUGUAUCAGAACCAAUGAGUAUGAAUUUCUACCACAAAGCCUUCCUUACCUGGUCAUUCAAACGGCCGAGCUAUGAGUUCAACACACCUUUGCCUCAAGAAGGAGAGUGGCAUGUCAGCAACCACCUGUUUUAUGGACGCCAUGAACCUCAGCUAUUGUCAAAGAAGCAAGCAGAGGACAAACUCAACAUAUCACUGCAUAGCCUUCUAUGCUGCAGAUUACACCAAGGAUAUACAGUCAAAGGGGUAUGCAUGAAAGAUGGCCAAGUUGAACUGAACCUGGUCCAAGCAUGGAAUUCUCACAUAUAUCUUGACUACAAAGUGACAUCGCCCUGGCCGGGGGGGUACCCUGUUCAUUACUCUCUCUCUAUUCAAGCACCAUAUGAAUUUCUGCAUGACAUCACGUGUUUGAUGAAGAAGCCUCUUGGUUCACCAUACCGGCAGCUUGUUGUUACUCGAUUUUGGCACACGCUCAAAAUAUUGGGACAGUCUGACCAGUUGCUAAUACACUUGCACUCUCUUGGGUCAGCUGCUUCAACGCCACCUGAUUUUGUGAGGAGUGGGCUGCCCCUUUUUUAUGCUCCCUCUUUGUCUGAUCCCAAAACACUGCCUAUUCUUGCACCUAGAGACCCAAGUUGUCAACAGUAUGCCCAAUUUUGGCAACCUCUCACCCGUUUGGAUCCGGCAAUGUGGCAGCGAUGGCUUCACACCCACAAUCUUGUUCUUCUGCUCCGUCAUGAUAUGCCACUUCCUCAAUACCUUCAUUUACCAAACAACAGUGGCCGUUAUCAGGUUGUUCAGUGCCGACAUGCAGCACUGUCACUUUAUGCUUUGCUGAAGGACUGGAGCUCUUUUGUACUAAUUGACAACCACUCUUAUGUGAAAUUUGUGCCAGGAGUGUCAAAAGAUCCAUCAUCUUCAUGGUUUUUUCUAAUAAGAGCCACUUCUAAGCCACCUUGUGUUGUGGUGCAGCUGGCCUUUCUUGGUGGAGCCCCAUCUGAUCUCAGAUAUCAGAUGGUAGAACAACUUUCUGAAAAAAUUCAGGCACUCACCUUUCCCCAGAGACCCUCUUCCAAUACUAGUGCUAGUUGUUGCCUGUUGCUUCACAAACCUGUUGACAAAAUCCUGAUCAGGUAUGAGCGCAUGCCGUCUUCACUGGACACUGUAGUCUUUCCAGACGGAACGCAGCCUGCGUUACCUGCUUAUAGCGGUAAUGCCAUCACAGCUGGCUCUGGGUCACUCUUGACAACGCUUUCUCGGUACCUUCAUCAUCGCCGUUGGGUUUGGGCAGCACAGAGUAGCCCUCAUUUUCCACUUGCACAGGAGUCAAUUGCAAGGAUUCUAGCAACUCUUACCAAAACAAGAUUAAAAGAAGGGUUUAGCUUUGCCCAUUCAACUGCAGGAAUCAUCAACUUGGUCUUGGAAGUUGAAAUGAAGCAGCAAGAGUGUGGAGAUGAAAAGAACCCGCCUCAGUUCUGUGUCGUGCAGUAUGUUCUUUUUCCUCCACAUGUUGCCAAUACCAGCAUGAAGGACAGUGGUUCUGAGGACGAAGGAGUAGAUGAUGGUGAUGUGAAUGAAGAUGGAGAAAUGCAGCUUGUGAUGGAGUGUUGGGUUGAGCCGCAACAUGGCAAGGUUACCAACUCACCCCCUCAACGAUCUUAUAUGAAUGGGCUGCGCUACUUCCGUAUUGCAGAUGCUAUAUGCCAAGUGGAUGCUCAGUGUAUAUCUUCGCUUCUUACGAUGGAACAUGUUCGACUCAUGUGUGAACAAGGACAUGUGCAUCCUCCACCAUCAUGUGAUGCUGCUCAAGUUUUGUCAGAGUUUCCCAAGGAGGCUGCUGUAUGGGCUGAAACUAGGAUUCAAUGUCUUCCCUUUGCGUACAACUUAACAAGCUUACUUCCUCAUUGUCAACAAGCAGAGCUUUUGUUUUCAAUGUUUAUCCAAGAUCUUGCCGUUGGUGGUGCAACAGUCAAUGGAGCUGUCGAGCAGAACCCCGAUGCACCCAACCAGAUGCUUCUCAGCAUUAUGAUGGAUCAGCUGAGUGUUUUGCACGACAGGGAGCUCCCACUUAACGAGGAAGACUCCGAAAGGUUUUUGGAUCAUUUGAGGAAACGCAGUCGACCAUCAGUUGCGCCACCACUGCCAUUGCCAGAUCUUGCAGACACCAAGCCUGGCAAAGGAGGAAAUUGGCGCUGCUUUGUACGUCGAACUAGUCCCAACCGAGUUCUGCUCACCAUGGUGCCAGCCAGCUUCGCUGACCUCAAGGCCAUCAUGAUUCCAAACCAGAACCUGGACAGGCACCCAGGGGUCAAAUUACUAGCUCAGCAAAAUAGCACUUUCGACACCGACUGCUUCGACGGCGGCCUCUCGCACGUGGUGACGGGGACGCCCGAGGCCCCCGCCACCCCGCUGCCGCCGGUCACCCCCGCCACGCCGCACACGCCUGCUUCAGCCAGUGCCUCAGCCAGUGCCUCCGCCGCCUCUGCCAGCCAGCAGCAGCAGUCCUGCGACUCGGCGUUCCUCUUGAACCACUUCUCCCGGCGGCUGCGCUCCACCGAGGCGGAGGCCUCGUCCGUGUCGCCGCUGCUCGACUCGCCCUUCCGCAUGCGCGCCGCGUCCUGGGACCCCAAGUCGCAGUCGGGCACGGGGUCGGCGGCGUCCUCGCUGGCCGGGAAGCGCGGCCGCACCAGCUCCAUGGGCGCCAAGGCCAAGCCGUGCAAGCUGAGCCUGGGCAGCCCCAGCCUGGACGUGUCCGCCGACGCGGCCGCCGACACGUCCGUGGACGCGUCCGCCGACCCCAGCCCCGUGGUGCUGACGGGCACCGGCACGCCCGUGACGCCCGUGACCACGGCGGAGUCGUCGCCGCUGUCGCAGUGGAUGACGACGGCCUCCACAUCCGCCUCGGUGUCGGCGUCCGCGACCAGGACGCAGUCCAUGGACUCGAAGAACAAGCGCUACUCGGCCAGCCACAGCCAGGUGUUCCUGCGCAAGGACGGCGGCGACAGCGGCCUGGGCCUGGCCAUGCACCGCAAGCGCUCCAGCUCCAUCGACCUCAAGCUGCGCCUGCCGUCGCGGCGCCGCACCAUCUCCUCGCAGGCGUCGUACACACUGGGCUCCCCCAACGCGGACGCCAGCACGCCCGUCAAGGCGUUCCCCGUGCCGGCCGUGGCGGCCGUGCCGGGCUGCGGCAAGACCCUGGAGGGCUCCGUCACGCUGCCCAUCUACGUGUACGACUGCCCGCUGACGCCCAGCGCGGACCUCGGCGCGGACCUCCCCGCCGACAUCUUCGAGGACCGCACCUUCAAGUGGGACUGGCCUCAGCUGGGCCGCGCCGUCAGCAUGACGUACUCGCGCUGCUUCGUGCUGGCGCUGUUCGAGGCGCUGCACGGCAGCCUGCACGUGCACGCCGUGGACGUGCAGGCCGCCGUCGACGAGUGCGAGGAGGCGCUCGUGGAGGUGGACAUCACCCGCUUCCUGCACACGGUCUGCGGCCACCUCGGCGGCGGCGGCGCGGCGCACUGCCACGAGCUCAAGCUGCUGCACCGCCUCAUGAAGGACAAGUUCCGCAGCAUCCUGCACGCGUCGUUCCGCCCCGUGUCCACGCACCCCGAGUUCCACUACUGCGUGCCGGCGGGCGCGGGCCCCGGCUGGGACCACAAGCGCCUCCCCAGCGGGCUGCCGGGCGGCCUGCAGGGCCUCCAGGGCACGCCGCUGCACGUCGGGCUGUCCACGCUGCACGUGCCGCUGCACGCCCUGCACGACCCCAUGCACGUGGGCAGCCUCGGCCAAGGCCUCGGCCUGUACCCGCCGCAGGACCUGACGCAGCUGGCCGGGCCCGGCCACGCCGGCUCGGGCUGGGACGGCGUGCUGCUCGCCACGCCCGACGACGCGCACACCUCGCUGCUCUCCAACAUGGACUCCAACUCGCUAAGCGAGGUGGUGGACGACGGCCAGCUCGCCGAGGAGGUGUCGCCGCUGUUCCUGCACCUGGUGUGCUCCGUGCACGCGCACGGCGACAUGGCCAGCUACGCCAGCCGGGUGCUGCCCACGUGCGUCACCGAGCUCGCCCGCGGCCUGGAGGACAGCGUCGCCAACAACUGCAGCGGCACCGGCAGCGGCGCCUCCGUGCCCACCAGCACGCUGCUCGCCGGCCAAGGCUUCCAGGUGACGCUGGACAUCCUCUGCCUGACGCUGCCGCGAGAGCCAGAGUCGCUGUCGCUGACGGAGACGCCCCAGUCGGUGCCAGUGGCGCAGCCGCAGCAGGCGGGCCUGUCCACUCCCACCACCCCGGUGCUGCAGCAGCAGCUGUCCAACAUGAGCCAGACCAGCUUCAGCUCCAUGGAGGAGCGGCUGUCCGCCGACCAGCUGGGCCACCUGCCGGACUACCAGCAGCGCGCCGUCAACAAGCUGGUGCUCGAGCUGCGCUGGCUCAUGCGCGACGAGAUCGCUGCCUGCGCGCUGGACGACUGGCCCGUGACGGAGGCGACGCUCUCCAUGGUGGCGGAGCACAUCUCCGGCUCGCUGGGCAGGUCCACCUGCCUGCUGGAGACGGUGCCGCUGCACUUCGUGUACGAGACGGGCAAGUGCCUCAGCAAGUUCCUGGAGGCGCUGGCCGACCUCCGCGUCAACGGCUACCGCAUGCAGGCCGAGGGCAGCACCUUCUUCAUGGUCAAGGACGCCGUGAGGGACGCCAAGGACGCGUGCGUGACGCCGUGCGACGCGUCCGAGGCCGGCUGGGACGUGGCCGAGGCCGAGGUGGAGGCGAGCACGCCCGUCAUGCCCAGGGUGGCCACCGAGAGCACCAUCGAGCAGUCCACGGACGGCUCCGGCUCGGCGAGGGACUCGGUGUACACCGUGCACACCGUGCACCAGGCCCACGGCUCGCAGGGACACGGCGUGCAGGGCCAUGGGCUCGCCGAGGAGGCCAUGCUGGCCACCCCCAUGACCAUGAUGCUCAACCCGGACAGCGACCUGUGCAAUUGGAGCGAGGCGGCGGCUCGACAUAGCGAGGUGUCCAGUCUGUUCGAAAGCGCACUCGGCACAGAAGACGGUUACGAUGGAGGUAGCAGUGACUCAGGACAAGAUUGUGCUUGGCUGCUUGAGCUUGAGAGGAGUCGUGACAAGUUGCCUAACUUUUGGAUCAUUCUACGAGUUGAAGGGGACCUUGUAUAUGUGUAUUUCCACUGCAGAUUUCUUGAUAUGGAAACUGAGGAAGUUUCCUCAUACAGAGCAGUGUUCACUGGAGUUCUUGAACAGCUGCGAAGGCUUUGCAUUCGUGUUAAUCAGACAUUGCUUCUGUCGUCACUUCAUGAAACUCUGCUCUGUGAUACCUUGCUAGAACCGGAGCAGGUUGAUGAUGGUUGGCAUGGUGACACAGUCCUUCAUCGACUUAAAUCAUUGGAGGAUAACCGAGACUCGAACCAAAGUUCUGCUGAUUCUCUGUCCCUGAGUGGGAAAAGUCUUGCCAAAUUUGAUGCGGGCCACUUUUCAUGCGGUGUUGUAUGGGAGACGCACUUUGUCCUUCAUCCUCGCCUCAAGACUGGGCCCCCUGGGAAAGGAGGGCUUUCCCGAGGCAUCCAAGCGCUCCGCAAUGUCCUCAACCACCUCAGUGUCACCAACAGGCGGAACAUGUUUGUGUACAGGGACAGCCAGGGCAAUGUCUUCUACCUCAGGCUGCACGAAAACCAGCGCAGCAUGGCCAAGAUCAGCGCCCCCUGCGGCCCCAUGAGUGGCCUGGGCUCCAUGGGGGGGUCCAUGGGCGGGUCCAUGGGCGGGUCCAUGGCGGGGCCGUACGCGUACGGGCUGCACGGCGGCCUGCACGGCGGCCACGGCCCCUACGGCCCGCCGUACACGGGGGAGAGCUCGCCGUGCUCCGUGUCGCGCAGCUCGUCGACGGCCUCGCUCAACACGUCGAGGAGGCUGCACCCGUCCGGGCCGGGCAGCGUGCACGGCAGCGUGCACGGCAGCGUGCACCACGCCGAGGACGGCGCGUCCGUGUCGUCCAUCCCCGGCGCCGACAUCCACGCCUACAACCACAACCUGCGGCCGCGCGUGCGCUCCUUCGGCGAGAAGGACACGCCGCUCAGCUCGUCCGGCGAGGGCCGCUGGAGCCUCGGCGUGAACGCGGUGCACGCGCACGGGGUGCACCACGUGCGCGAGGACUACAUCACGCUGCGCGUGCACGGCAUCUCGGACGCCGGCGCCGACGUGCGCCAGGACCUGAUGCAGGCCCUGCAGAGCAGGCUGGACGUGGCCGUGCUCGACGUGCUGUCCGUCAUGCUGGCCAGGAACCCCAUGUGCAAGCUCUCCGCCGAGGACGUGCACUUCAUCCAGCGGCCCCACCAGCCGCCCGAGACCACCGUGCAGUUUUCUGUCCCGGCGCAUGCAGAUCUUCAUGUUCAAGCGCUGGCCUUCUAUCUUCAUCAAGAUCUGCUUCACUUCCUUCACCAACCCAAGUACACAGAUCCCCAACCCAGUGGACACUUCCAGGACUACUCUCAGCAAGUGGAUUCUCCCUCAUACAUCCCAGAGGGAUACUUGUAUUUGUACAACCAGACUGCAACUAGUGGAAGUCGAGGUCUCGCUUGCCUGGCUGUAGGAAUCAUGGAUCGGGCAGGGCACCUCAUGUUAAGGAACAACCCCUACCGUAGACCUCAGCUCUGGGCUCAUGCUGAAGCACCUCUGCCUGAGCACUUCCAGGACUUGACGAGUGUGCACAGGUAUUGGCCAGAUGCGCCUGCUCCUUGUGGCGGCACUGCCACCCCCGAUGCGGAACUGGAGUCUGCAGCAAGGGUGGAGUUCCGUAUCUGGCAGAAGGGGCGUGUCAACUUGGAGGUUCUGGUCCAGAAGCUGGAGAGUGCAGUUCGACACGCUGUGUGGGACCUCCUCACUGAGUUCACCAUCUUGACGGCUCCCAUUGAGGAGUCCAGCACACCUGCACCCACGCCAGUGCUCACCCCCAACACCACGCCUUCCACCACCCCCAACUCCCUCUCUCUGACCCUCUCACUGGACCGUUUGAAUUCUCAGCCAGUCAACUACUCCUCUCGCUCUCAGCUGCAUCCAGUUUACCAUAAAUCCAUGCAGCCGUGGCUGGAGUACGCUGUUGAUCUCGGAGUGGCUUCAGUCCGCAAACACAACGUACAACUUGCCUCAAGGCACUCACUUGCCGUAGCAGUCCAGGAGCUGGAAUCGUUAAUAACAACACACGCCAAGGACACUCGCACUGCUGUCUUUGCAGAGGAGACUGACUCCAGCGGUGCAGUGACAUACCGAGCUUGCCGCUGGAAUGAGGAGUCUACUUUCUUGCCCACACGGUGCCUGCUCCUCACCCGUAACCCAUCUCAGUGGAGAUGCUUUGUUGCUGAUCCCAGGGGACCUUCUUCAAAGGCGGAUGCUAAAGUUGCCAACAAAGGACUCCAAAAGUUUCUACCCCUCUUUGGGACUACACCUCAUGAACAUCGCUUUGUCCCAAGACAGCGAUUCCUCCUUACAGUAGUCACCAGCAAAGACAUGGAAAUCCUCACUUAUAAUUGGUCCAAAGAGUCUGUGGACAGUUUGAUUUACCAGUCCACCCUGCUGGGGCACUGGCUGAGUGCCCGGUCAAGUCUGCUGACUAGUAUAGUGUGCCAGAAGAUGGGCCUGUUUCACAACCAGCCAUGCAUUCGGCCUUCAGACAACAAGCAGAGCAACCCCUACAUGAGCCGGGUCGGGGACUUGGAGGUGCUCACCAAGUUCCCCCGCAAGGAGUCGCUGGGCCCGACGGGCAACUCCGGCGGUCCGCGUCGCAGCGGCGGCUGGAGCGGCAACAGCGGCACGACGACGCCCACCUCGCCGGCGCCCUCCGGCCAGGGCGGCCAGGCGGGCCAGCAGGGCGGCCAGCACGGCGGCGGCCAGGGGCUGCCGCUCAGCGCGCUACAGCAGGUGUACCGGGACUGCCGGGCGGCGCCGCUCAGCUCCGCGCCGGGCGACCUGGUGGUGCGCCACGCGCGGCAGAUGAUCGCCACGCGCAGCCUGGACAAGCACGCCGACCAGCAGCGCAAGCUGAACAGCCUGUGGCAGAGCCGCGGCGGCGCCACGCCGAACAUCCCGCUGGCCCCGGACGUGCUGCAGCUGUUCCUGCAGCACGCCCGCACCAUCCACUACUGCCUGACGCCGCUGCUGUUCCUGCCGCGCUGGCGCGUCGACUCGGCCGCCACGCGCGACCACUCGCUCAGCGUCAGCCCGCCGAGCAUGCCCAUGGCGAGCAUGAGCGUGGCGCAGGACCGCUGGCACGCCGCGCUGUGCGCCAACUUCGUGCACCAGUACCAGCAGUACCUGCAGACGCUCGGCUUCAUCCCGGUGCUGACGGAGGCCGCGCCCGUGGCCGCCGCGCCGGGCACCGUGCCGCGCCGCCGCCAGAGCCACUUCCUGCAGAAGUCGCUGCUGGGCGGCGUGCUCAUGGUGGAGCUGCUGCUCGCCGAGCCCUUCUUCCACUCGCGGCUGCACGCGCUGGAGUGCUCGCGCAUGCAGACCAAGUCCCCCGCCUUCAUCUCGCAGUUCACCGUCAGCUUCCUGGACGAGUGCGACCGCGUCAAGGUGCUGCUGCACCUGCACUCGUUCGCCUACGACUACCACCUGCGCUGCCUGCACGGCUGCGUGACCUCGCCGUCGCCGGGGCUGGGCGCGGGGCUGCUGCCCCCCGGCUACCACCUCACGCUCUUCCUCGAGGACUUCCUCAAGUACUACUCCAAGGCGCCCAACUUCGCGCGCAACCUGGUGCACGCCGACACGGUGACGGUGCCGGACAUCGCCACGCCCGGCCUGCAGCUCUUCAGCUACCUGCUGACCAACGACAAGGCCUACGGCAUGGAGGUGUUCCGCAUGGCGCCCGUCACGUACGACGAGCACGCCGAGCACGACGACGUGGCCCUCGGCGCCGCGCACAUGCAGAACGAGUACGUGCUCGUGCAGCACAAGACGACGCCCCACCUGUCGUACCGCGACGUGCACGACCUCAAGCAGACCGACGACUUCGACGUGACGCUCAUCGUGGCGCACGAGGCGGGCACGCCGCUCGGCGAGCUCACGCAGCUCUGCCUCAAGUACUUCAUCGUGCUGACCAGCCGCCGCGAGCGCUACCCCAAGGCCGAGGUGGAGCGCAAGCAGGGCAAGUUCCGCACCGUGUCCACCGCCAACGUGCCCGCCCCCGGCGCCCCCGUGGCGUGCACCGCGCAGCUGGCCGUGCCGGUGGCCAUGCCCGUGGCCAUCCCCAUGAUGCCCGUGGCCGUGCCGGUGGCCGUGCCGGUCGCGCCGCCCAUCAUCGCGUCGCUCACCGACUCCAACGGCUCCAUGCAGUCGGCCUCGCCGUCGGCACCCUCCACGCCAGGGCCAGCUACCCUGAAUGCUCCUACGCUGUUGGAGGUGGUGACUCAGGAUGUUCCCGGUAGCGUGGUGACGGGCAGGCUGCCCUCCCCGGCCUCGGAAGCCACCCCCGACCUCUGUUCCGUACUAGUCUCCCUUGAAUCUCACUCCAGCUCGGUGCCAGAGUUACCCAACACUUUACCCCUGUCAACGGAAUCAGAGUCAGUCAACAGUGAAGCUGGUGGUCCACUGAGUUCCAGCCACCAUGUUGAAAUUAGGCAAGAGGCUGUUAACUACCUUGGAUAUUACUCGUCACAUGAGCAGUUGAUGCAGCAGUUAAUAUUACAGCAAGCAGCCGCUGCUCGCAGCCAUAUUGUGUCUAUGGUUACUCUAGGUGCAAUGCACUGUCGCACCCACAUGCUGUGGACACGACUCAUGUGCCCAGCCGUAGGGAAUAACAUACGUUCCAACCCCAAAGACCACCAGCAGGGACAGAGUUUAAGCUACAUUGAAUUUAGAGAACUGGUUAGACUAGCAGAUGUGGAGCCCUUAUCGGCAUUGGAUUCCCGCUUGAAACCUCUGCUGGCUCAACCUCUCAGCUGGUACCAAGGUUUGGCAAAAUUGUUGGUGACCAAGUAUGCUGAUCACAAUCGACAAUUCUCCGCACCAGAUGGCAGUGCUCAGCACAUAGUGGUGCUCCAUCCUCGCUACCUCGAGGCAUUUGUCAUGCUUUCUCUAGACUUGCACACGGCACGUGGUGAACUUGCUGUUGUUUAUCGAACGCCGCCUGAAGCACUGAAUCAAAGGAAAGAGAGACGGCAAAGUACAGCUUUGAGGCCAUGUUCGGCUGAAGAAAUACAUUUGCUUGUGGAAGGCCUUGUAAAUGCUUGCUGCUUUCAUCUGUGGUCUGGCUUUAUGUAACUCCCUUUCUAACUUUCUGGUGCAUUAUUUAUCCAUGUACCUUUGUUAUAAUUAUUGCCAAGUUGAGUAGGAAUUGUUAUUUGUUUUUAGUUUUUUGUGCGGGAAUUAAUUUUGUUAUUGUGUUGUCUGUUACCGCAUGCAACCAGUCUAUUAUUGUCUUCCUAUUGCUGUUGAACUUAUAACAAGACCCCAGUAGUCAGUAGUCAAGUUUAAUGUGGGUCAAUGUGAUGCUGUUGCUCAUUGCAGGGCUUGUGAUCAUUUUUACUACUCCCUUUUUAUUUUAUAUGUUAUCAUGUGUGAAGAGAGCAUUGUUUUCACUGAAUUGCGGGCAAGCUUCAUUUAUUGUUGUAAAUAUAGUUGCAACUAUCAUAGGAUGUACUUUUAUGCAUCCAAUACUAGUCAGUCCAGAAAUGAUUAUGGCUGUAUUUUUAUUAUUUAGCUUUGAGGGUGCAUUCUUUUUUUUGUUGUUCAAAAAUCGCUACUUCCUGCAUAAUUCUUAGCUUAUCCUUAUGAAAUCUGUAUUAUCUUUAAUAGUGAAAAAUUAUGUUGUUUAGCGCUCAUGGCUUUUAAAAUUAAAACUGAAAUAACCCAUUGAGUAUGUGUUAAAAAUUUUGGAAUGCUUUAUUUUUAUACUUGUUGAUACAAAAUACUAAAGCUUGAUACUUUGCAAUCGAUUCAGCUCAUUGACCAAUGUGUCAGUUAGCACAAUCUCGUUGAAAGAAUUUAAUGCUCUUGAAGCAGGCAAGAUAUGUUUAUAAUAAUGCUAAGGUCAUUAAUGAUGUUUUGAUGAUGAAUUCCUGCUGCCAGUUGGUUCUAGUUUUAUUUGAGACUGUAUGUUUCUUAAAAUGGUCGCCAUAAGUACAAUUAUUUGUGUUCUCUGUUUGCAUUGUCGGUGUAAACACACAAGUUCGUUGAAACUUGAAGCAAACUUCCCCUCAAUGAAGGUUCUGAUGUAAAUUCUGUUUAUAAAUGUAUGAUUAUAAGACUGUUCUUGUUCUUAAACCACAUUUUUUCAUACUGUGUCAGAUUACUCAAUUGUUUGUCAAGAGUAAUGCUCAAACUACAGGGUGAUCAGGUGCCUAAUAUUUUCCAAUUCUUCGUUGGUUUCUUGCUAGUUUUUUUUUGUGUACAAAAUAUGUACAAAAAAUGUGCCAUAAAAAUCAAGGCUGAUCUCAUAUACGUUACUAGAGAUAUUAGUGAAUGGUACAUUUUAGGAGAAAUAUUACUAGUUCUAACUUUUCUGGCAAAGAUGUUAUGUUGAAGAAGAUGUUUUGACCAAAAGUAGUCUUAGCAGGAUAUUUUCCCAUGUUUCAGGUGCUCACAGAUUUUAUCAUGAAUAUAAUGUGAUUGUUGGAAUAAAAAGAAAAAUAAGACAAG
Molecule: messenger RNA, 12849 nt
Organism: Thrips palmi
Lineage: Eukaryota; Metazoa; Arthropoda; Insecta; Thysanoptera; Thripidae
Product: KICSTOR complex protein SZT2-like
Exons: 48
Coding region: 154-11472 (3772 amino acids)
Cellular component (GO): peroxisome
Source: RefSeq, a predicted model, not a curated record